AUCCAUCCUAAGAACCUUCCGAGCUACAGCACUCCCGAGAUUUUGACUAUUGACCGUGUACUAGUACUACUGUUAUUCCCCACGCAGCACACGGUCAAAAGUCAAAAUCUUGCGUUACGCCUGUAUAAAAUCGCCGUUCCGUUCCACCACGCGCGCACGCACGGACGGGCAUCGCAGCAGCAACUCAUCCCCCACCAGGCACCCACCCUCGUCUCUCAUCCUCGACAUUUAUCUCGAUCUGCUCGAUUCUCUCCUGGAGCCGGGAGCAGCCAUGGCAGCAGCAGCGGCGGCCGCGACCCGGCCGGGCUUCUUCACCUUCCUGAAGCACGGGGUCCUCCUCCCGGCUCGCCACGGGUCCCUCUUCCUGCCGCUCCUGGCACUCACGGCCGCCCUCGCGGCGGCGCUGCUCCUCGGCAACGCCCUCGCCGUGCAGCCCCUGGCCGCGGCCGCGCUCCUCGACGCCGACGCCAUCAGCCGCGCCGACCCGGCCAGCGCCGCCUACCCGGCCCUCGUCGAAGCCCUCAAGCGCGACCUCAGGUGGCUCCUCCUCGACGCCGGCGCGUGCCUCCUCGCCGCCGUGGUCCUCGGGUCCGCCAUCAAGAUCGCCACCGUCUUCGCCGCCGUCGCUGCUUUCUCCUCCGCCACGGAAUCCCAGCGCCCCACCGUGUCCGGAGUCAUCAGCAGCGCCAGGGGACACAUCCGGGGCGCCGUCCUGACCGUCGCCUUCGGGUACGUCCUCGAGCUCGCCUGCGCCGCCGCCAUCGCGGCACUAGCUCUGCUCAUGGUCUACCUCCUCGAGUACUCCCUGCUGCUGCUCUUCCUCGACGCGCUGCUCGUGCUCCUCGUCUCGCUCUUCCUCGUCUACCUCUCCGUCGUCUGCGCCGCGGCCGUCGUCGCCUCGGCCGCGGAGCAGCCCGGGGUCAGCGGCGCGGCCGCCGUGUCGCGCGCGUGGCGGCUGAUGCAGGGGAAGGGCGCGCAGGCGGCGGUCUACGUGGUGGCCACGUGCGCGCUCGGCGUCGCCGUGUCGCCGGUGUACACGCUGGUGCUGAGGUGGUGGCCGCGCGGCGCGGCGGGCGGGGUGGCCGCCGGCGUCGCGUACGUGGCCCUGCUCGGCGCCGUCGAGGUGUUCUCUGUCGCUGCUGUCACGGCGUACUACUUCGAGUGCAGGGAGAGCAAGGAAGAAGAGGAGAUGAUGAGGCUCAGAUACUCCAAGCUGCCCAAUGGAGAUGAGGCUAAUAUUUGAUCAAUUGAUGAUUCAUUUGUAGCAAUUGUUUUGAUUAGCAGUAGUAUUAUUUCAUGUACUGCUGGCGUUAUGGGUUUGCAGCAACGAAAUCUAACAAAGAAACACAAACAAUGGGCAGAAGCAAGAACUUCAAUUUGCACAAACUUGGUUCUCCAUGUUGUCACAGUUUUUUUCCAUUUUUCGACGCAGAGAAAUGUAAAUCAUAAUUGAAAGAAAACAUCAAGUGGCUCCAUGUCGCUCAUCCGUA
Brachypodium distachyon (stiff brome) is the source of this 1490-nucleotide messenger RNA. RefSeq lists its product as uncharacterized. The record is from RefSeq and is a predicted model, not a curated record. Lineage: Eukaryota; Viridiplantae; Streptophyta; Magnoliopsida; Poales; Poaceae. The transcript has a single exon. Bases 272 to 1243 code for a protein of 323 amino acids.